AUGAGCAAUGAAUUCCGUGACGACCCAUCCUUCUUACCUUGGGGCCCUUUAAUCUCACCCAACUACAAGAAUGAACCCAUCACCACAGCCGACAUUAUCAUUGCGUCGAUAGUCUGGGGACUGACCUUGAUCAACGUACUCAUCGCGAUAUGGCUUGCCUGGGGACAAUCGAAGGUCUCACGCUCCCCGCUGCGGAGUGUGUACAUCUGGAUGAUAUGGUUGGAGUUGGUUAUCUCGUUCGCGAUGGGUUUUGAGUGCUUCCUGCACCUGCUCAAGUAUAUCAGGCCGAGUUUUGCGUUUUACUUCACCAUUCUUUUCUUCUGGUGUGUUCAAGUUCAGUUAUUGCUGCAAAUCAUCAUCAACCGAAUCCGUGUUAUCGUACCCGACCGCAGGCUCUCGAGGCAUAUCAUGAUCGCAACUGCUAUGUUCGUCACUGCGAUCAACAUCAGUGUUUUCAAUAUUUGGAUACCAGCACGCCUCCAGAUUAGUCAUAAAUAUCACAUCAUCAAUGAAUAUUGGGACCGUAUCGAGAAAUGCUUGUACCUGAUUGUCGAUGCUGCGCUCAACUGGUACUUCCUCAAGACCGUCGAGGCGAACCUCAUCAGCAAUGGUCUUACCAAGUACAACCGACUUGUUCGCUUCAACCGGCGUAUCGUUGCCAUCUCUCUGCUCAUGGACGUCAUGAUUAUUGCAGCCAUGUCGAUACCAAACUCUUUCGUCUACAUCCAAUUCCAUCCUCUCGCAUACCUCGUCAAGUUGAACAUCGAAAUGACCAUGGCCAACCUGAUCAAGCGCAUCGCCAUCUCCGCAUCCCGCAAGCCCGGAAACGCAUCCCUUGCAAACGACUUCAGAUCUUCCAACUUCUCAACGUCCGGCGCCAAAUCUGGUGGCACAGGUGUACCGAAGAAAUCACGUCGCGAAUCCAACCACGAGCUUGCCAGCGUCUUCUCCUACAAAGGCGACGUUUCACACUGCGCAGAGCACGAUCGUGUCGUCAGCUUCGCACCUACCGGCAACGAGAUCAAGAAGACUCAUGAAGUCGUCAUUAGCAGCGAGCCGAACCCGUUCUUCGAACGCGGGAGGAGAGGGUCGAAUGUUGAGAUCACAGGAGGCUAUGACCCGUCGAAGAAAGAUGGCGUCACUGUCGAUGAGAGGGGAGUGGUCAGAACAGGGAGCUUGGAAAGCGUCACUGAGGGGAGUGAGAGUCUGAAAGGUGGUUUAGACACACCGAAGAGGGAUCCGAGCGAUUACAGUGAUGACGAGGCUGCGCUUGUUGGGCGGCAGAAUAGAGGCUGGUAG
This is a messenger RNA of Macroventuria anomochaeta, 1299 nucleotides long. RefSeq lists its product as uncharacterized. The record is from RefSeq and is a predicted model, not a curated record. Bases 1 to 1299 code for a protein of 432 amino acids. NCBI's taxonomy places the organism in Eukaryota, Fungi, Ascomycota, Dothideomycetes, Pleosporales, Didymellaceae. The transcript is spliced from 4 exons.